This is a messenger RNA of Phanerochaete carnosa HHB-10118-sp, 2807 nucleotides long. RefSeq lists its product as uncharacterized. The record is from RefSeq and is a predicted model, not a curated record. Gene Ontology annotation, molecular function: iron ion binding; monooxygenase activity; oxidoreductase activity, acting on paired donors, with incorporation or reduction of molecular oxygen. NCBI's taxonomy places the organism in Eukaryota, Fungi, Basidiomycota, Agaricomycetes, Polyporales, Phanerochaetaceae. Bases 634 to 2178 code for a protein of 514 amino acids. The transcript has 14 exons.
ACUUAGGCGUAGGCGCGUCAGGGCUUCAAGUACAGACGUCUUCACGUGAUUAAUCUCUUCGCGAAAGAUAAGGCUGCAACAAGCUGAGUAGCAUCGGCCACCACCUCGGUUUUCUGUUCAGGUUCUCGGUAUAACAGCCACAAAGUGAUAUGCAGGAUGAAGACUCAAACUUAUACAUGGCAUACACCUAACUCUCUCGCUUCGUCACGGAGAGUAUAGGAAAAUGACGCAUUAUGGACCCUCUCCAUAUGCAGGGUGCGCUUUUUAGUAGAUGCAGGUGACGAGUGUAUCGGCAGCUCGAAUUUCAAAGUCAACUCUUCAACUCAGAGCGCGUCCGGCAGUAUCUCCCCCCGCUGUUUCAGUAGCCUUCGUGGCGCCCAAGACGGGAUUGCUGAAGCAACUCGGGGGGACUUGGCACGGCGGCCAUCAGCACUUCAGCUCCAGCAAAGAGUCGCCGCAGCAUGGGUACACUGUUCUAGAACUCCCACUGUUUCAGAUUGAAGCGGUUCUUUAACUCUGAGCGAGUUUCAGCUGAGUUAUUUGGGUUUGUCUAACGUAGUCGCUAAACCAUUCCCCUAACGUCAGCGCUGCGUUCAUAAGCCUGGGUUGUAUCACGUUGACAUCUCCGUCCUGAUGACCAUGUUCCUCUGGAUCGUUUUAACCGCUAUUCUGACCUUCGCUCUGGCCAGUCUGUUGGGCAAGUUGAGGCGGAAGGGCCGUCAUCGGCCUCCGGGACCCAAACCACUGCCGUUCAUCGGAAACGCACAUCAGAUACCGUCCAAGCACGAAUGGAUCAAGUUCAAGGAGUGGGGAGACAUGUAUGGUGACCUCGCGAAAGUGGAGAUCCCUGGGGAUACGCUCUACCUCGUCAAUAAACGAGAAGUCGUGAAUGAGCUCUUCGAGGUUCGCUCAGCGAUAUACUGUAGCAGGCCUAACCUUGUGAUGGCCGGUCUUUCGGGAUGGAAGAACUCUAUCCCCACUCUGGGAUACGGGCCUCGCCUUCGAAAGUCAAGGAUGCUGUUGAAGAAGGCCAUGGGGCCAGCCGCCAUUAGAAGCUACUAUCCCUAUAUCAACAGAGAUGUCCCAUUCUUCCUACAGAACUUACUCCGUACUCCGGAAAGAUUCACUGAGCACUUCACACGAGGCGCGGCUCGAAUAGCACUCAAAAUUGCAUAUGGAUAUGAAGGCGUGACUGAGGACGAGCAAAUCAUCCAGAACGGCACGAGAGCGAUGCAAGUAUUCUCUGCAACGGUAGCACCGGGUGCCUGGGCUGUAGACACAUUUCCGUUAUUGAGAUAUCUUCCCUCGUGGUUCCCGUUUGCUAGUUUCCAGAAAUUUGCCGAGAGAGGUAAGAAGAUUACCGACGAGGCGCGCAAUGUCCCCUUCUACGAGGUGAAGAAACGUGUGGAGAGCGGUACUGCGGACGGCUCGUUCACUUCUAUGAUGCUACAAACAGAGAAAUCCGACCCGGAGACUGAGAACAUAAUCACGUGGGCCGCGUUUGGAAUCUUCACGGGACAAUUCGAUACCACCACGGCGGCUCUAUCCUGGUUUACUAUCGCAAUGGCAAAAUAUCCGGACGUCCAGAAGAAAGCCCAAGCGGAGAUCGACAGGGUAGUCGGCAAGGCCAGGCUGCCUGAGGUAGCCGACCGAGAGUCAUUGCCCUACGUCUGGGCUGUCAUGCAAGAGGUAUUUAGAUGGCACCCUACGAUCACGAUGUCACCCCGCACCGCGAUACAAGAUGACGAAUACCACGGGUAUUUUAUACCGGCAGAGACGACGAUUAUAGCUAAUUUUUGGGCAAUCUUGCAUGAUGAAAGCGUGUACCACGAUGCAGACAAAUUUAUACCCGAGCGCUUUUGUGAUGAAGGUGCCCCGGACAGCCUCAGCGUCGCAUUCGGCUUCGGUCGUAGAAUCUGCCCUGGUAUUCUCAUCGCACACCCACACGUCUUCGUCACCAUCGCGAGCAUCUUGGCGACAUUCGACAUUUCGAAGGCACGUGACGACGCGGGUAACGUCAUCGAGCCCGGCGAAGACGCAACUUCGGGCGCCAUCAACUUUCCGAAGCCCUUCAAGGUCUCUAUCACGCCCCGCUCGAGUGAGGCCGUUGAGCUAAUCCGAAAGUCCGUCGAGCACUCGAAGACGCUGCCGGACAGGCUGGAGAUAUUCUCUAUGUAGUUUCAUGGAACUCAUCGCGCUUGGCGACGUGACGGCGACGGGGAAUUUCCAAGUGGUGUUAGGGUAUCUGUUUGCGCAAAAUGAUUGGAUCAAGUGCCACCAGAACGUCAGAACCGGUGCUUUGCCUCUUCCAGCAAGGCCGCCAAUCUUGAUAUCAGCGUUCUACAAUGAGCACUUGGACGUGUACUCUAUUUUCUUGCCAAUAACCUUACAACGGAUGUUGCUUACAUGUCACCGCUUACACGCGCCUUGUUCCUACCCUUCCGCCUCCGACGCCAUCCUGCUCUUGCCAUCACCUUCGACCAUUUCUCGUACAGCUAGCUCAAACUCCGUUGCUGCCUGGCUGCUGACUCCCCGAGCACAUUUUACAUGGAAGGGGGCAAGUUCUGCCAGCGGAAGGCAAGGGGUAGUUUCUCUCUGAGCGCCUGCUGUUUCUUCACUGACACAGUAGUCGUUACAAACGACCCGAGGGUCGCCAGUGUGUAUGUUCCGCGAAGACUCUGGCAUUGCGCGGUUAUUGCCCGGGCCCGCGGUGUCCACCGUGCCAGGUGUGAUGACCUCCAGUCGCCGCAACAGCGCAGUCGGGCUGGGCGAAUUGUUGCGACUCGAGGAAGGCGGCCGACUGUGUG